Molecule: messenger RNA, 555 nt
Organism: Staurois parvus
Lineage: Eukaryota; Metazoa; Chordata; Amphibia; Anura; Ranidae
Source: the annotation of a GenBank genome assembly
AGUCUUACAAAGGUGUACCGGCUCCUCCCCUUCAGUCUUACACAGGUGUACCGGCUCCUCCCCUUCAGUCUUACACAGGUGUACUGGCUCCUCCCCUUCAGUCUUGCACAGGUGUACUGGCUCCUCCCCUUCAGUCCUGCACAGGUUGUACCGGCUCCUCCCCUUCAGUCUUACACAGGUGUACUGGCUCCUCCCCUUCAGUCUUACACUGGUGUAACUGGCUCCUCCCCUCCAUCCUCCAAGUGUUCCGGCUCCUCCCCUUCAGUCUUACACAGGUGUACCGGCUCCUCCCCUUCAGUCUUGCACAGGUGUACCGGCUCCUCCCCUUCAGUCUUGCACAGGUGUACCGGCUCCUCCCCCUUCAGUCUUGCACAGGUGUCCCGGCUCCUCCCCAUUCAGUCUUGCACAGGUGUACCGGCUCCUCCCCUUCCAGUCUUGCACAGGUGUACCGGCUCCUCCCCUAGACUGAAAUGUCUUCUACUGAUAUAGAGCUCCGCCCCAUUUCCUGGCUGGAGUGACAUCCUUCUACAAAGUUACAAUGUACAGUCUGAUCAC